GCUCUUCAUCAAGCGAUUACUCCCACGCCGCCCCAUCUCUUCUUCUCCUCGUUUCCUCCGCCCCACCUUUCCUCUCCUUUAAUACUCCCAACUCAACCUCCUCCUUCCCCGCACAAUCUCAUUUUCUCUCAUUUUCCCCUCAAGUUCAGGGUUAGGGAGAAAAUCAUGGCUACGGCUUUCUCUGCUGCCAAGUUCGGCACCCAGUUUUUCCCUGUCGGCACCAGAUCUCACGAAAAUCCUCUCUUUGGUCAUCUAAAGACCCCCGCAUGCUCUUUUCUUGGAUCAACUCGAAGACUUCGCUUCUCUUCUGCUUCCAAAUUGAAUCAGAUCAAUUCCCACCGUCGAUCUGUCGUUGUUGCUGUCUCGGAUGUCGUUAAGGAAAAGAAGUCCAAAUCUACCUCCAAUCUGUUUUUGCUUCUAUUUAUUCCUGCGCAUUCUAUUCAGUUGAUCACCAAGGAGGAAGGCUUGGAGCUUUAUGAAGAUAUGAUUUUGGGGAGAGCAUUUGAGGACAUGUGUGCUCAGAUGUAUUACAGGGGAAAGAUGUUUGGUUUUGUUCACUUGUACAAUGGUCAAGAGGCUGUUUCGACUGGGUUUAUUAAGCUCUUGAAGAAGGAGGAUUCUGUGGUCAGCACGUAUCGUGAUCAUGUGCAUGCCCUGAGUAAGGGUGUCCCUGCUCGUGCUGUGAUGAGUGAGCUCUUUGGUAAGACCACUGGAUGCUGCCGAGGCCAAGGUGGGUCUAUGCACAUGUUUUCAAAGGAACACAAUUUGCUUGGUGGGUUUGCAUUUAUUGGGGAGGGGAUUCCAGUGGCCACUGGUGCUGCAUUCACAUCCAAGUAUAGGAGGGAGGUCUUGAAGGAGGCAGAUUGUGAUCAUGUAACACUGGCAUUUUUCGGAGAUGGAACUUGUAACAAUGGGCAGUUCUUUGAGUGUUUGAACAUGGCAGCACUCUGGAAGUUGCCAAUUGUGUUUGUUGUGGAGAAUAAUUUGUGGGCCAUUGGGAUGUCUCAUCUGAGGGCAACCUCUGAUCCUCAGAUUUAUAAGAAGGGACCAGCUUUUGGAAUGCCUGGCAUUCAUGUCAAUGGGAUGGAUGUUUUGAAGGUGAGGGCGGUGGCACAGACAGCAAUUGCAAGGGCUAGAAGUGGAGAAGGUCCAACAUUGGUGGAAUGUGAGACAUAUAGGUUUAGGGGACACUCAUUGGCUGACCCUGAUGAGCUUCGUGAUCCUGCUGAGAAAGCUCACUAUGCCGCUAGAGAUCCCAUUACUGCAUUGAAGAAGUACUUGAUUGAGAACAAUCUGGCCACUGAAGUAGAGUUAAAGGCCAUAGAUAAGAAGAUAGAGGAGGUAGUGGAAGAUGCUGUUGAGUUUGCAGAUGAAAGCCCUCAUCCAACUCGGAGCCAGCUACUUGAAAAUGUGUUUGCAGAUCCAAAAGGUUUUGGAAUUGGACCUGAUGGCCGGUACAGAUGUGAGGAUCCAAAAUUCACAGAAGGCACUGCUCAAGUCUAACCUCAGCCUGUUGUCGAUCUAUUUAUGCUUGCUUUUAGUUAUAAUCAUAUUUAGUUACUGCUAGCAGCCAUUUGUUUUACUUAGGUUGGUUUUGUGUCUCAGUUUUGGGUAAUGUAAUUUAAAUUAUUUGGGCGUAGAUUUUGAGUGUCGAAUCCAAAAGGGUUGGUUGGCAAUCUUACUCAGUGCUCCCCCUUUCUGUUUUCUAAUAAUAUAUUUGCUAUUUA
Messenger RNA from Rubroshorea leprosula, 1727 nucleotides. Lineage: Eukaryota; Viridiplantae; Streptophyta; Magnoliopsida; Malvales; Dipterocarpaceae. The record is from the annotation of a GenBank genome assembly.